ACUCUAAGCGGAGAAUCUGGUGCUGGUAAGACUGUAAACACCAAGCGGGUCAUUCAGUACUUUGCCAUUGUCGCAGCCUUGGGCGACACACCGGGCAAGAAAUUAGCAGCUCUUGCCACUAAAACUGGGGGCACCCUCGAAGAUCAAAUCAUUGAGGCCAACCCAGCAAUGGAAGCUUUUGGCAAUGCCAAAACCAUCAGAAAUGACAAUUCCUCACGCUUUGGCAAGUUCAUCCGGAUCCACUUUGGCCCCUCUGGGAAGCUGGCCUCUGCAGACAUUGACAUCUAUCUUCUGGAAAAAUCAAGAGUGAUUUUCCAGCAACCCAAAGAGCGAAGCUACCACAUCUACUACCAGAUCCUCUCUGGGAAGAAGCCAGAGCUGCAAGAUAUGCUGCUGCUCUCCCUCAACCCCUAUGACUACCACUUCUGCUCCCAGGGUGUGACAACUGUGGACAACCUGGACGACGGCGAGGAGCUGAUGGCGACAGACCACGCCAUGGACAUCUUGGGCUUCAGCAACGAUGAGAAGUAUGGCUCCUAUAAAAUAGUGGGGGCUAUCAUGCACUUUGGCAACAUGAAGUUCAAGCAAAAGCAGCGAGAGGAGCAGGCAGAGGCUGAUGGCACUGAAAGUGCUGACAAAGCUGCCUACCUGAUGGGCAUCAGCUCAGCUGACCUCAUCAAGGGCUUGCUCCACCCUCGUGUGAAAGUGGGCAAUGAAUACGUGACCAAAGGUCAGAAUGUGGAGCAGGUUGUCUAUGCUGUGGGAGCCCUGGCUAAAGCCACCUACGAUCGCAUGUUCAAGUGGCUGGUGACUCGGAUCAACAAGACCCUGGACACCAAGCUGGCCAGGCAGUUCUUCAUUGGAGUGCUGGACAUUGCAGGCUUUGAGAUCUUUGAUUUCAACAGCUUUGAACAGCUGUGCAUCAAUUUCACCAAUGAGAAGCUGCAACAGUUCUUCAACCACCACAUGUUUGUCCUGGAGCAAGAAGAAUACAAGAAGGAAGGCAUCGAAUGGGUCUUCAUUGACUUUGGCCUGGACCUGCAAGCUUGCAUUGACCUGAUUGAGAAGCCAAUGGGAAUCCUGUCCAUCCUGGAGGAGGAGUGCAUGUUCCCAAAAGCCUCUGACAUGUCCUUCAAAGCUAAGCUCUACGACAACCACAUCGGGAAGUCGCCCAACUUCCAGAAGCCGCGGCCGGACAAGAAGCGGAAAUACGAGGCCCACUUUGAGCUGGUGCACUAUGCUGGGGUGGUGCCGUACAACAUCAUCGGGUGGCUGGACAAGAACAAGGACCCUCUGAACGAGACAGUGGUGACCGUCUUCCAAAAGUCCCAAAACAAGCUCCUGGCCUCCCUCUAUGAGAACUACGUGGGCUCUACUUCAGAGGAACCUCACAAGCCAGGGACCAAGGAGAAGCGUAAAAAGGCAGCUUCUUUCCAAACGGUGUCACAGCUGCACAAGGAGAAUCUCAACAAGCUGAUGACCAACCUGCGCUCCACUCAGCCCCACUUUGUCCGCUGCAUCAUCCCCAACGAGACAAAGACCCCAGGGGCCAUGGAUGCCUUCCUGGUGCUGCACCAGCUGCGGUGUAACGGUGUCCUGGAAGGGAUCCGCAUCUGCCGCAAGGGCUUCCCCAACAGGAUUCUCUACGCAGACUUCAAGCAGCGCUACCGUAUCCUGAAUCCAGCAGCCAUCCCAGAUGACAAGUUUGUGGACAGCAGAAAAGCCACAGAGAAGCUGCUGAGCUCCCUGGAACUGGACCACUCACAGUACAAAUUUGGUCAUACCAAGGUGUUUUUCAAGGCUGGUUUGUUGGGCUUGCUGGAGGAGAUGCGAGAUGAGCGUCUGGCCAAGAUCCUGACCAUGCUGCAGGCCAGAAUCCGCGGGCACCUCAUGCGCAUUGAGUACCAGAAGAUCAUCAGCAGAAGGGAAGCCCUCUAUACCAUUCAGUGGAACAUCCGGGCCUUCAAUGCUGUCAAGAACUGGUCCUGGAUGAAGCUGUUCUUCAAGAUCAAGCCUUUACUCAAGUCUGCUCAGACAGAAAAGGAAAUGUCCAACCUGAAGGAGGAGUUCCAGAAGCUGAAGGAGGCUCUGGAGAAGUCUGAGGCUAAGAGGAAGGAGCUGGAAGAGAAGCAGGUCUCCAUGAUCCAGGAGAAGAAUGACCUGGCUCUCCAGCUGCAGGCAGAGCAAGACAACCUGGCAGAUGCAGAGGAACGCUGUGACCUGCUGAUCAAGUCCAAGAUCCAGCUGGAGGCCAAGGUGAAGGAGCUGACAGAGCGUCUGGAGGAUGAGGAGGAGAUGAACUCAGACCUCACCGCCAAGAGGCGCAAGCUGGAGGAUGAGUGUGCAGAGCUGAAGAAGGACAUUGAUGACCUAGAGAUCACACUGGCCAAGGUGGAGAAGGAGAAGCAUGCCACAGAGAACAAGGUUAAAAACCUGAUUGAAGAGAUGGCUGCUCUGGACGAGAUCAUUGCCAAGCUGACCAAAGAGAAGAAAGCACUGCAAGAGGCCCAUCAGCAGGCCCUGGAUGACCUGCAGGCUGAGGAAGACAAGGUCAACACACUGACCAAAGCCAAGGUCAAACUGGAGCAGCAAGUGGAUGAUCUGGAAAGCUCUCUUGAACAAGAAAAGAAAGUCCGCAUGGACCUGGAAAGAGCAAAGAGGAAGCUUGAAGGAGACCUGAAGCUGACACAAGAGUCUGUAAUGGAUCUGGAGAAUGACAAACAGCAGCUGGAGGAGAGACUCAAAAAGAAAGACUUUGAAAUGAGUCAACUGAAUUCAAGGAUUGAAGAUGGGCAAGUGACUGAGGCCCAGCUGCAGAAGAAGAUCAAGGAGCUCCAGGCCCGCAUCGAGGAGCUGGAGGAGGAGCUGGAGGCCGAGCGCGCCGCCAGGGCCAAGGUGGAGAAGCAGCGGGCGGAGGUGUCGAGGGAGCUGGAGGAGCUGAGCGAGCGGCUGGAGGAGGCCGGGGGGGCCACGGCCACGCAGCUGGAGAUGAACAAGAAGAGGGAGGCCGAGUUCCUGAAGCUGCGGAGGGACCUGGAGGAGGCCACCCUGCAGCACGAGUCGACGGCGGCCGCGCUGCGCAAGAAGCACGCGGACAGCGUGGCCGAGCUGAGCGCGCAGCUCGCCAACCUGCAGCGUGUCAAGCAGAAGCUGGAGAAGGAGAAGAGUGAGAUGAAGAUGGAGGUGGAUGACCUGUCGUCCAACAUCGAGUACCUCACCAAGAACAAG
This is a messenger RNA of Merops nubicus (carmine bee-eater), 3228 nucleotides long. Its product is annotated as myosin-7B-like. Gene Ontology annotation, molecular function: cytoskeletal motor activity; ATP binding; protein binding. Lineage: Eukaryota; Metazoa; Chordata; Aves; Coraciiformes; Meropidae. The transcript is spliced from 23 exons. Gene Ontology annotation, cellular component: myosin complex. The annotation marks the transcript as partial. The record is from RefSeq and is a predicted model, not a curated record.